AUGUCUCUCUCCAACAAGCUCGCUAUCACUGACGUCGACCUCAAGGACAAGCGUGUCUUGAUCCGCGUCGACUUCAACGUCCCCCUUGACGCCAGCAAGAACAUCACCAACAACCAGCGUAUCGUUGGUGCUCUCCCCACCAUCAAGUACGCCGUUGAGAAUGGCGCCAAGGCAGUCAUCCUCAUGUCCCACCUCGGCCGCCCCGACGGCAAGGUCAACCCCAAGUACAGCCUGAAGCCCGUCCAGGCCGAGCUCGAGAAGCUGCUGAGCAAGUCCGUCAUUUUCACCGAGGACUGCGUCGGCAAGGAGGUCGAGGAGACCGUCAACAAGGCCAGCGGCGGCCAGAUCAUUCUCCUGGAGAACCUGCGUUUCCACGCCGAGGAGGAGGGCAGCUCCAAGGACGCCGAGGGCAAGAAGGUCAAGGCCGAUAAGGAGGCGGUUGCUGAGUUCCGCAAGGGACUGACUGCCCUGGGUGACAUCUACAUCAACGACGCUUUCGGCACUGCUCACCGUGCUCACUCCUCCAUGGUCGGCGUCGACCUCCCCCAGAAGGCCUCGGGCUUUUUGGUGAAGAAGGAGCUGGACUACUUCGCCCAGGCUCUCGAGAGCCCCAAGCGGCCCUUCCUGGCCAUCCUGGGCGGGGCCAAGGUCUCCGACAAGAUCCAGCUGAUCGACAACCUGCUGCCCAAGGUCAACAGCCUGAUCAUCACGGGCGCGAUGGCGUUCACCUUCAAGAAGACGCUGGAGGGCGUGAAGAUCGGCAACAGCCUGUUCGACGAGGCCGGCAGCAAGAUCGUCGGCGAGGUCAUGGAGAAGGCCAAGAAGCACAACGUCAAGGUCGUCCUGCCAGUCGACUAUAUUACCGCCGACAAGUUCGCCGAGGACGCCCAGACCGGCAAGGCUACCGACGCCGAGGGCAUCCCCGACGGCUUCAUGGGCCUGGAUGUUGGUGAGAAGUCCGUCGCCCUGUACAAGGAGGUCAUCGCCGAGGCCAAGACCAUCCUCUGGAACGGGCCCUGCGGUGUCUUCGAGAUGAAGCCCUUCGCCAAGGGCACCGAGGAUACCCUCAACGCCGUCGUCGACGCCGCCCAGGCCGGCUCCAUCGUCAUCAUCGGCGGCGGUGACACCGCCACCGUCGCCGCCAAGUACGGCGUCGAGGACAAGCUCAGCCACGUCUCCACCGGCGGCGGUGCCUCCCUCGAGCUCCUCGAGGGCAAGGACCUCCCCGGCGUCUCUGCUCUGUCCAGUAAGUAAAACUUUUUACCGAUAUAUCUAAUGUCUCAUCGGAGGCGUAGGGCACGGACGUCCCGUGUAGGCGUGCGGCGUGGGGGG
Messenger RNA from Aspergillus uvarum CBS 121591, 1332 nucleotides. It is a transcript of the gene pgkA, whose product is annotated as phosphoglycerate kinase pgkA. Bases 1 to 1254 code for a protein of 417 amino acids. The record is from RefSeq and is a predicted model, not a curated record. Gene Ontology annotation, cellular component: cytosol. Gene Ontology annotation, biological process: glycolytic process; gluconeogenesis. NCBI's taxonomy places the organism in Eukaryota, Fungi, Ascomycota, Eurotiomycetes, Eurotiales, Aspergillaceae. The transcript is spliced from 3 exons. Gene Ontology annotation, molecular function: phosphoglycerate kinase activity; ADP binding; ATP binding.